Molecule: messenger RNA, 2052 nt
Organism: Desarmillaria tabescens
Lineage: Eukaryota; Fungi; Basidiomycota; Agaricomycetes; Agaricales; Physalacriaceae
Product: TAP-like protein-domain-containing protein
Exons: 15
Coding region: 134-1840 (568 amino acids)
Source: RefSeq, a predicted model, not a curated record
GCACUACUCGACCGUGCUUCAUGAAAACACAAGAUUGGUGAUGAAGCACAGCCUCACUUUAACUGAGGGGUAUGGGCGUCCCACGGCACCACCCUGAACUGUAUAAUAUAAUGGGUCCCAUUUUUGCUUGCAAAUGCACGCAGGAUGUCCUCCAUUUGCACCCAUCUUCCGCAGCACGUCACCGAUUUUUAAGCCUGAUUUAACGAACAGCCGCAGCUGCGCACACUGCAUCUGUACCAAUUUACUGUCGUACUUCCCAUCGUCCUUCUCAAUAAUGUCUCUUAUAUUUGCGAUCUUCGUUUUUCUUUAUCAUGUGUUCCUGUUCCCAACCGUAUUGGCCCAAAGCGACUUUGAUUGGAGCACUAUUGAACCAACAAGCAAUUUAUCUUGGGUCGACUGCUAUGCCGGAUUUAAAUGCACACGUUUCCAGGUACCCAUCGACUACUCGAACGAAGAUGGCGACAAAGCGACUCUCGCGGUCAUGAAGCUUUCCGCACAGUCCGACACCGAGUAUAAAGGAACGGUACUGAUAAACCCGGGAGGCCCUGGUGGUAGCGGUGUUGUUGCCUUGGCUUCCACUGGUUCAUUGCUUGCGUCAGUUAUUGGGAACCAAUACGACAUUGUCGGUUUCGAUCCUCGAGGAGUUGGUAAUUCGACACCUCGAGCGGAGUUCUUCCUCUCCAAAGAAGAGCAUUAUCAAUGGCUUGCUGAUACCAAUCACUGGACUGCUGCUGUUAACACAACUUCGGACCAGAUACCUCACCUAUGGGCAUCUGCGCAAGUUAUAGCGGAACUUGCCGAGGAGAGGGAUAAUGGAAUUCUGAAUUACAUCAGUACUGACAACGUUGCGCGAGAUAUGCUGCGAAUUAGUGAGGCAGCGGGUCAACCGAAGUUACAGUACUGGGGUGUCUCUUAUGGGACAGUCCUUGGCUCUACAUUUGCUACCAUGUUUCCGGACAAAGUCGAACGUAUGAUCCUUGAUGGCGUCUUGGACAUGGAUGGUUAUUACAACGGUGAUUGGCGCAAUGAACUCACCGAUACUGAGAAAGACAUGCAAUCAUUCUUUGAUGGCUGUGUGGCUGCUGGCCCUGACGUCUGUGCAUUCUAUGCUUCCACCUCUGAGGAGAUAUCAAACAACCUCGACACCAUAUACCAGUCCCUUCUCACUGAACCCGUCCCGGUCAUACUCCCUUCUACGUCCUCCUAUGGUGUCGUCGACUAUGCCGCCCUGCAAAUCGCAGUCAAGAGUGCCCUGUACCAGCCCUAUGCAUACUUCUCUAUCCUCGCAGAAGGCCUGGCGGGUCUUGCAGCAAGUAACGGCAGCAUUAUUUACGAGAUGCAAGCGACGGCGUAUGACCCAUCUUCUGUUUACGAUAAUUCCUGGGAGGCAGAGAUUGCUAUUUCCUGCAGCGAUGCGCUGAAUAACACGGACACUGUGGCAGACCUGUUUGCAUACUGGGACAGUAUCCAGAAUGUAUCGCCUUUUGCGUUUUGGCUAAUGACUCAAAGGAUCGGUUGCUCUGGAUGGAAGUUUCAUCGAGAAGACAGAUUCACAGGUCCAGUUGGCGGAAAUACCAGCUAUCCUAUUCUUUUCAUAGGAAACACAGCUGAUCCUGUUACUCCCCUUUCUACGGCAAAGAAAACAUCAAGCACGUUCCCCGGAUCUGUCGUCCUUACUCAAAAUUCAUCUGGACAUACCUCCUUUGUAGCUUCCUCCUCCUGCACUUAUGCGUACGCGCGAGCUUAUUUCCAAAACGGCACUUUACCCGACGACGGAAUUGUCUGCGAAGUUGAGACUGAGCUGUUCUCAAUGUCGUCAUAUGCACCUCUCCGUGACUGAAACGACUCCAGAACUUAGCUUAGUUCUUUCAGCUUGAAUUCGUGCUUGUCGUUCCUUAUUGCGCUAAGCACACACUGUACCGGACUUUUUCUGUUUCAAUCGAAAUUCGUUCAUUACUUACACAACCACAUUAUAUAAAUAUCUGUCUUUCUCCAAAUUGCUUGGGCCUUUGUAUCGACUGCGGGGAAUGUGUUCCGGCACCAGAUCUACAC